Molecule: messenger RNA, 3426 nt
Organism: Halichondria panicea
Lineage: Eukaryota; Metazoa; Porifera; Demospongiae; Suberitida; Halichondriidae
Exons: 15
Coding region: 143-3319 (1058 amino acids)
Biological process (GO): signal transduction
Molecular function (GO): protein binding
Source: RefSeq, a predicted model, not a curated record
UCUAAACAUGUGACUAUAAUUAAUUUGCAAUCUGAUGAGAACUCACUUUAAAAUUUCUAUUUUGCAAUUUGCCUGCAUGGCUUAUAGAGGAUUGUGGAGGUAGAAAGCUGCAGCAUCUAAAAAAGGGUGGGUGACAAAGAAGAUGGCUGAUCAGGACAAGACUCUUGACAUCCUCCAUCCCUCAACAUCUCUGGAGUGGGAGGAAUGGCCCUCUCUACCAGUGGCGAUGAUAGAUGCCCGCUCAGUGUAUCUGAAUGGAACACUCUAUGUUGGAGGAGGGUACACUAAACCUAGUUGGAGAGCUGGAGCUACACUGUACUCAUUCAAACCUGGAGUUGACACAACAUGGACAGUGACAGACACACCCACCUAUCGCUAUACCCUCGCUGUCCAUGACUCUGAACUGCUACUGGUGGGUGGGCGUGAGUAUCCUACACAUAAGAUACAUGUAACAAAUAAAGUCUUCACGAUGAGGGAUGGACAGUUUGUUGAAGCACUGCCUCCUAUGAAGGAGACACGACGUUCACCAUCUGCUGUCAGUAGUGGAUCUGCAAUAGUUGUGGCUGGAGGGUGGAAUACCUCAGGAAAUCUCUCCUCUGUGGAAGUGUUCAAAGAUGGCCAGUGGACGACUGCUCCCUCCCUACCAAAUGCAAAUGCAGGAGAAGACAUCAAGUCUGUUCUCCAUGGUGACCAGUGGUACCUGAUCACCUCUGUGGGAAAAGUAUUCCGUACAUCACUACAAUCACUCAUAUCUGGAUCCGACAAGUCACCAUGGGAGACGCUACCUGAUGCUCCUAUUGACUAUUCACCUGCUGCCUUCUUUGGUGGCCGUCUCUUGUCCAUUGGAGGAGGAGGUUUUUCUAACCUCACAACAGCCAUCUCUGCCUUCUCCUCCAGCACCCAGUCCUGGGUACAUGUUGCUGACCUGCCACUACCACUGAAAUAUUCAUCUGCUGUUGUGCUACCAACUGGAGAGCUAAUGGUUAUCGGAGGGAGAGAUAAACGUGAAAAUCACAGCAAUAAGGUGUUCAGAGCUUUUUUAAAAGUACCAUUAGUUGACAGUGAUGUACAAUUCAGCAUGCCCAAGCUGCAUCAACUGCACACGUAUGGUAUCAAUCUCAUGGAAGUUCUCUCUAAAGAUCGGUAUCGAUUCCACAUGACCUCGGGAGUACAGCUUUUAGUGAAAGACAGAAAGAAAGCUCCCACACUCUCUCCUAGUGAUUACGUUGAGCUGAUCUUCAAUGCUUGGAAGAAAAGCAAGCGACCAACUUACCCCCCUACCUGGGAGGGCCUGUUCACUGUCCUGAGGAAGAUGGACCUGGGUCAACUCACUGAGCAGAUAGCCAAGUGUGGGUCACUGCCAGAGAUAGAGGACUCACCUCAGCCCUCUGAAUCAGAAGUUCAGCCAAGCAAAGAACAAGUUCUAAACAAAGAACAAGAGGUCCAGCUAAGCCCUGGAGACAAGGAACAAGCUACAGCUGGUGGAGAAAGUUCUGUGACUGAAUUGAGAUCUGAAGUGAAACGACGGCUACUAGACUAUGAGAGUCUACAGGAGGAGCUGGAUCAGUUGACUGAUGAGUAUGACGAUCAAGUGGACAUAAAUCACCAGCAAGAAAAAGAAAUUGAACACCUGCGAAACGAGAAUCAUUAUCUCCGAGCCGAGAGCAAAGAACUGGUUCCAGUGAAGCAGGAACUCAAGAUUGAACCAGGUUAUCAAGAUGUCAUAUCACAUCCUCAUCUACCAACUGAAGUCUUGAGUCAACCACAGGAAUCCAUACACAGUUUUGACCUCCCUGGUGUUGAAGUUGUGGGCAGUACUUGUGUGAUCGUCACCAACUCACCCCAAACCUUCCACUGGGUUGGUUAUGGGUUCAAGCUCACCAUACCCCAGGGCUCCCUACCAGCUGGUGUUGACCAGUGUCGACUAGAAAUCAAGGCCAGUGUAGCUGGACAGUACCAGUUUCCUGACAAUCUCCAGUUGGUCAGUGGUGUCUUCUGGAUACAUCCUCUUCCCUUGUGUCGAUUCCAACAGCAGCUGACAGUCGAGAUUCAGCACUGUGCCAAGAUGACCAGCUCAACCAAGCUCUCAUUUGUGAGAGCACAUUGCUCCCAGGAGAGUCUGCCCUACACAUUCAAGCAGCUUGAAGGGCGUGGCUCAUUCACCGAGCACAGCUCGUACGGUUGUUUGAGUGUGAAUCAUUUCAGUUCAUAUGCAAUAGCUGCGGAGGGUGAUGUUGAUCUACUGUAUGUCGCCAGUCUAUACUACCUAAAGGCCGACCCUCGGACCGUGGAGAUUCAUUUCACAAUCAAUGUGGAUGAUGAAAUACAUAAUACUGCAACACAAUAUUAUUUCCAAAAGUUGGGUGCAGAAAAGAAACUGACUUUGGAAGUGGAAUUUGAAGACUCAAAUAUUUCACUGGAUAUACCAAUAACCAGCGGUGUUGAUAUCGAUGAAUGGAGACUAAAACCACUUGUUAAACCAAAGAUAUCUAAGAAAAGAGUCGACUCCUUCAAGCCGGGGAGAACCGUUCCAUCCACAAAACUUGAAGCGACUCUCUCUGAGAGUAGCUGGGGCUGCAAGGUACCAAAACGUUCACACCUAAUAACAUUGAAAGGAACUAAGGAACCUGAUAACCAAAUAUGGAUUGUACUGGACCCAGUGGAUCCAAAUCAAGUAGCCCCUCCACAAGUGCCCAACCCCAUGAGUGCAGUGGCAAUCCCAGGUCAGCUAUCUGGAGACUAUUAUCCAGCACCAGCCCCAUCGCUACAAGGGUCUUAUGACCACCAUGAUCGACUGUAUGCCCUACAGUUUCAAGGCACAAGUCGCUCCCUCUCAGGUCUUCUUCACCCUGCUAUUACUCCUCAACCAACUGUGACCAUCGACAAGCUAGUGAAUCACGUUGGUAUCGAUAAAGACCUCCUCAAUCAACCUUGCUCUACUGAACAUCUGACGAAAAUUGCUCCUUUCGUUCCAAACUGGCAGAAAUACGCAAUUGUUCUGGGACUAAACCAACCACAAAUUCUCAGUAUCAAAUCAGACCAUCUUCUUGAUCCAGAGAUGAAAGCUCAGCAAGUCCUGAGUUUAUGGAAGAAAGCGAACGGCUUCAAUGCUACUUACUCAACCCUCGUUGAUGUGUGUCUGCAGAAGAAAGAUGUACAGCUAGCAGAAAGUAUCUGUAUUAUUGUUAAAGAGCAUUCCUCUCAACCACCCCUCAUCACUGGUGAGAAGAGAGAGGCCAUUAAAUACACUGAGCAAGGUUCCAGCGCUAAAAGGCCUCGAAUAGAUGAUUCAAGUGAGGACACAUCGGAACUGGACUAAUUAGCAAUGCCUAAUUCGUAAUUAUGCAUGUUUAUUAUUUACCAGUUCUGCAUCCAUCAUAAAUCCAUUAUUUACACUAUGUAUGAUAGAUCUGUAUAAUUAUAACA